ACAUGUCUUAUUUACCAACAAUAAACCUAGGUACCUCGGUUGGCCGCGUGGGUCAGAGUGUCGUGCUAGUGAUCAGCCGGCCGGCCGGGCCGCGAGUUCGAAUCUCACUUUUGCCAUGGAUGUUGUGACGUCGUGUGUUUGUCCAUAAUUAGAUAUAUAUAUAUAUCAACCUAGUUUCUGGCUGCAUGGCUUGGUCGUAAAGCAA
This is a messenger RNA of Acanthoscelides obtectus, 205 nucleotides long. The record is from the annotation of a GenBank genome assembly. Lineage: Eukaryota; Metazoa; Arthropoda; Insecta; Coleoptera; Chrysomelidae.